CCCCAACCUUUUUUAUUUACUGAAGUCGGUGCCUGAACAACCAACAAUAAAUCAACCGACUUUGUUACUCAACUUCUUGCCAAACCGAUUCGUCUCUCAAUACCCGACACCACCUAAUACAAACACAACAAGUGCUCAUCAAAAUGAGUUCCCACGCAGCCCGUGGCCAAGAAGCCCUGGGCAAAUCCGACUACCCCGCCGCCAUCGAGCACCUCACACUCGCCCUCAAAGAAAGCCCCUCACCACUCUGGCUCAUCCAACGUUCCACCGCCUACCAACGCACCAACCAACACGAGCUUGCCCUCGAAGACGCAAACAAUGCCGUCAUAGGCGCCGUCUCUCGCGCGCGUCGCGAACUCAUCGCUACCGCCGAGUUUCGCCGUGGGGUUGCGCUGUACAGUCUGGGACGUCUGGGCGAUGCGCGGUUGUGCUUCAAUUGGGCGCGCAAGUAUAAUGAGAAGGAGAAGGGACUGACGAUGUGGUUGGGGAAGGUGGCGAAGGAGUAUGAUGCUAAAGGGGGGGGGGGUGCGGAGUGUAAUAAGACGACGGUGGUGGAGGUUCCGGAUAAGAAGAAGGAGGUUAAGAAGGUGGAGAAGAAGGUGGAGGAGGUUAAGCCUGUUACGACUACGGCUGCGACGAAGACUGUUACUGCGACGCCCAAGGAGAAGAUUCGUCAGGAGUGGUAUCAGUCUACGAAUAGUGUCACUAUUGAGGUUUUCGCAAAGGGGGUCCCGAAGGAUAAAGCUGAGAUCUUGAUUGAGGCAGGAAGUGUAAGUCAAACCCUCUCUGUCUCUCCGAUACUUUUGAAGACGGAAUAUACUAAUUUACUCAUCCAGCUUGAAAUAACCUUCCCAGUCGAAACCUCAAAUAGCACGUACACUUACCACGCCUCCCCCCUCUUCUCCCCCAUCGACCCCUCCAAAUCCUCCUUCCGCAUCACCCCGCACAAAAUCGAGAUCAUCCUCCACAAGUCCCUUCCCGGCACCAAAUGGUCCUCUCUCGAAGGCACAACACCCAUCCCCUACUCCACCACCACCUCCACAAUCCCCAGCGCAAUCCUCAACCCGCCCAAAGUCGAAAAAGCACCCGUCUACCCCACCAGUUCCAAAUCCGGACCCAAGGACUGGGAAAAGCUCGGCGCGGACGAGGAAGGAGAAGAAGACGGCGAUGGAGUUGAUGAUUUCUUCAAGAAGCUGUAUAAGGAUGCGGAUCCCGAUACGAGACGCGCCAUGAUGAAGAGUUAUCAGGAGAGUAAUGGGACGAGUUUGAGUACGGAUUGGAAGGAUGUUGGGGCGAGGACUUUUGAGACGACGCCGCCGGAGGGGAUGGAGGCUAAGAAGUUUGAGAGUUGAUUAUCGUAAAACUCUACUUGGUUGACUCGGCCAGAGAGAAGUGGGUGUAGUGAGGAUGGAGUCACGGGGAAUGAGGAAUUGGGUUGGGAAUUGGGAGUUGCGAUGGUGAUGGCGAUCCUUGGGUUUAGUGAUUUUUCGCAACAGGCAUGGCGUUGGGAGGGGUACAAAAAGACUUGGUGUGCACUUCUUCUUUCUUUUGAUUUCUACAAAUGGCAUUCAUUGCGAUGCAUUUUCAUGGGUGCAGAUAGAUGUACUUAAGGCGUACUGUAUGUAUGUAGUAAGGAUGAAUACAAAUAAUGUUUUCUCGCA
Hymenoscyphus albidus is the source of this 1661-nucleotide messenger RNA. The record is from the annotation of a GenBank genome assembly. Lineage: Eukaryota; Fungi; Ascomycota; Leotiomycetes; Helotiales; Helotiaceae.